Labeo rohita (rohu) is the source of this 2466-nucleotide messenger RNA. RefSeq names its product phosphate cytidylyltransferase 2, ethanolamine (gene pcyt2). NCBI's taxonomy places the organism in Eukaryota, Metazoa, Chordata, Actinopteri, Cypriniformes, Cyprinidae. The record is from RefSeq and is a predicted model, not a curated record. The coding region runs from base 144 to 1337 and encodes 397 amino acids. Gene Ontology annotation, biological process: phosphatidylethanolamine biosynthetic process. Gene Ontology annotation, molecular function: ethanolamine-phosphate cytidylyltransferase activity. Gene Ontology annotation, cellular component: cytoplasm. The transcript is spliced from 13 exons.
GCUUGCGCGUUGCGUCAUCAGCAUUGCGCACAUUCUCUCGGCUUGUGAAAGGGCGUAGAGUCUCUGCCGGUGUCAUUCAUAUCAACACGGACUGUUUCAGCCGUUAAUAACGUCCGUUCGGGCACUUUAUACGCAUUAAAAACAUGAUCAGGAACGGAAGCCAUGCUGUGGAGGAGGAGGACAAGGGAGAGUCGAGAUCGUCCAGUCACAGCCCGGAGAAGAGGAAGCGGGUGAUCCGGGUGUGGUGUGACGGCUGCUAUGACAUGGUGCACUACGGUCACUCUAACCAGUUAAGACAGGCCAAGGCGAUGGGAGAUUAUCUCGUAGUAGGAGUACAUACAGACGAGGAAAUAGCCAAGCACAAGGGUCCUCCGGUCUUCACGCAGGCCGAGCGUUAUAAAAUGAUACGGGCUAUAAAGUGGGUGGAUGAGAUUGUGGAAGGGGCGCCGUAUGUCACUACGCUGGAGACGCUGGACAAGUACAACUGUGAUUUCUGCGUGCACGGAGAUGACAUCACGCUGACCGUGGAUGGAAAGGAUACGUAUGACGAAGUGAAGAGAAUGGGACGAUACAGGGAGUGUAAACGCACACAGGGAGUGUCUACGACAGACCUAGUGGGUCGUAUGCUCCUGUUAACAAAGUCGCAUCACAGUAACGUUGAUAAUGCAGCCUAUCAGCUCCACACGGAUAACUUUGGGAAGGGUCCUAAAGGGCACAGCCCUUGGACUGGCGUCUCUCAGUUCCUGCAAACGUCUCAGAAGAUCAUCCAGUUCGCCUCAGGAAAAGAACCACAGCCGGGAGACACAAUUAUUUAUGUGGCCGGAGCUUUCGACCUCUUCCACAUCGGUCAUGUGGAUUUCCUCGAGACUGUUCACAAACAAGCAGAGAAGCCUUACGUCAUUGUCGGACUGCACUUUGACCAGGAAGUGAACCGCUACAAAGGAAAGAACUACCCCAUCAUGAAUAUUCAUGAGAGAACUUUGAGUGUGCUGGCUUGCAGAUAUGUGUCCGAGGUUGUGAUCGGGGCUCCGUACGCAGUAGGAAAAGAUCUUCUGGAUCACUUUAAGGUGGAUCUGGUGUGUCAUGGAAAGACUGAAGUGUUCCCUGACGCAGACAGCACAGACCCUUACGCCGAGCCGAAAAAGAGAGGUAUUUUCCGCAUCCUAGACAGCGGCAACAAUCUAACCACUGACGACAUUGUGCAGAGAAUCAUCGAGAACAGGUUGCAGUUUGAGGCCAGGAACCAGAAGAAGGAAGCUAAAGAGAUGGCCGUGAUCGAGGCUCUGAAGCAUAAAGAUGAUUCGCUGAAGGCCGAAGCGGCUCUCGCGAAGAAUUAACCAAACUAUCCAAACCGAACAAAUCAAGGGCUUCGUCGUAGAACCAAAAUUACCCCUGGACUGUUAUUAAAAACCCCCGAAUGAACAAACGCCUGAGCUGAGGCUGCUUUUAAGUGGACUUGGAAGAACACAGACUUGUUUUUAUAUCGUAAGACUCUUGUUUGACGACAAAAGCACUUUGUUGUGCGCAGACUGUUUUUAUGGUACCUAUUAAAUGGGUUGGAAGACUUUCUCUCUGGACGGGAGGAACACUGAGAAACAUUCAGCAAAUAUUUUUGCGUUGUGUAUGAAAGUUAUGGGAAGAUUGUGUCAUUUCAAUGGUUUUUGCAUUGCCGGUCCAACCGCACAUACCUGUGGUUGAGCAGAGAAACGCUUUAUGAAGAAACACUUGAUGUUGACUACGAUAGUUUGUGUACUAGUGGUUAGUAUGCUUGUUUUUUAAGUGUUGUAUAUUUUGUGUCAUGGAAAUGCAUCCAAGUGACAUUUUACCCCAAAAUCAGAAGAAAAAAAAUAAGAAAUUGUUUUUUCGGCAAGAAAUGUUCUUGUUUUAGGACUAUUUUAUUUCAUUUAAUUUUAUCUUUUGUUUGCAGUUCUCAUUAUUUGCAGUUUUGUCAAAACUUGUUUCAUACACUGCCAAGAGUCACGUGUCUGGCAUUUUACCCUUUCAUCAAUUUUAUUUUCGCUUUCUCACCUUUGUUGUGACGUGAUCAAAGUCACAACCAAAGACUCUUUGACCUCAGGUGAUUGUUAGAUGUCAGUUCAAUGCUUUCUUGUUCAACAUAAAUCAUAUUUACAAACAUCAGAGUCUAAGCUAAACCUCAAACUUGCUUUUAUCCAAUAUGUACUUUUAUCUUGUUUUUAUGCAGUUUUUGUUUUUGUUUUAACUGAAUAUCAAAGCACCUUGCAAAUGAAGCUUGUUUUUUGUUUGUAACAUUUCCUGUACAUUUAGCGUGAAAUGCUGUGAAAAAAACACUAAUUUAAUGUUUCUACAUUGCAGAAAUGUUGAGUGACCAAUUGUGAAUGUGGUGUUGGCGUCUUCAGACAAUCUUUAAUUUAUCAUCCUACGACAUCCCUUCAGAAACUGUAAAUCAUCAAAACGCAUUAAUUAAUUGCAAAUUAAAUUGCAAUU